CUUUGACCGUUUGACUCUGUUUCCCUGUUUGACAAUCUGUUUACUGCCACGUGUAAUCUUGACCUAGGCAGUCGGCAUGGCUGUGUGUAAGCCGUUUGUUGAGAAGGGGAGGCUCUUGUAGGUUGUUGAGGUGAUUGAAUACCUGUUUACGCUGUUGGUCUCAUUGCAUUUCUCCAUUUCUUAUCUUCUUGAGCUUUGCUUCGCAUCCUCUACACUCUCCCAACUCCUUUUCGCAUUAUUAGCAAGACAUACAAUCGCAAAGAUGGGAGCAGAAGAACCCACACCUGAGAACUACACUCUGCUGCAAGGCUUUGAGUGGAACGUUCCUGCAGAUGGAAAGCACUACCAGCGUCUGCAUGAUGCAAUGCCCGCCUACAAGCACAUUGGUAUCUCCAACAUCUGGCUUCCUCCCGGCUGCAAGGCCAGCUCUCCCAAUGGCAACGGCUACGACGUCUACGAUCUCUACGACCUCGGCGAAUUCGAUCAAAAAGGCGGCGUCGCCACAAAAUGGGGCACAAAAGACGAUCUCAUGGCCCUCUCCUCCUCAGCCAAAGACGCAGGAAUUGGCCUCUACUGGGACGCCGUGCUAAACCACAAAGCCGCAGCCGACAAGAAGGAAAAGUGCCACGUCAUUGAAGUCGACCAAAACGAUCGCGAAAAGCAGGUUUCCGACCGUCAUGAGAUUACCGCUUGGUUGGGCUUCAACUUUGAUGGUAGAGGAGACAAGUACUCGAAGCAGAAGUAUCAUUGGUAUCAUUUUGGUGGUACGGAUUUUGAUGCUGCGACGGGUAAGAAUGCGAUCUUCCAGAUUCAGGGUGAUAAUAAGGGGUGGAGUGAGUCUGUUGAUGAUGAGGGCGGUAAUGCCGAUUUCCUCAUGUUUGCGGAUCUGGAUUACUCGCAUCCUGAAGUUUGCGAGGAUGUCACAAAUUGGGGCAAGUGGAUUGUCAAGGAGGUCGGUUUGAGGGGCUUCAGACUCGAUGCUGUGCAGCACUUUUCGCAGCGCUUCACAAAAGAGUGGAUUGAGGCGCUGAGGAAGGAGCAUGGCGAUUUGUUCUAUGUUGGCGAGUUCUGGACUGGAAACAAGAAGGAUCUCGUUGAUUGGGUCAAUCAGAUGGAGAGAAAGUUCUCUCUGUACGACUCACCGCUGUUGAACAACUUCUCAAACAUCAGCAAGGGCGAGGCUGCCGAUUUGAGAAAGGUGUUUGACGAUACCUUGGUCCAGGACAUGCCCGUCAACGCUGUGACAGUCGUGGUAAACCACGACACGCAACCCGGUCAAACCGUCGAGACGCCCGUUGAAGGCUUCUUCAAGCCCCUCGCCUACUCCCUCAUUCUCCUCCGCCGCGACGGCUACCCUAGUGUCUUCUACGGCGAUCUCUACGGCAUGAAGGGUGACAACCCCGAACCCCCAUCCUGCGGCGACAAACUCGCCGACCUCAUCCUCGCACGCAAGCUCUUCGCCUACGGAGACCUGAACGACUACUGGGACAACCCCAACUGCAUCGGUUGGGUGAGAAGAGGAACACACGACAAGAAGAACGGUUGCGCAGUCGUCAUGAGCAACACCGGACCUGGAGAGAUUCAAAUGCAUGUCGGUCCUGAGCACAAGGGUGAAGUGUGGACAGAUCUCUUGGGCUGGGAGCAGGGCGAGGUUACCAUUGAUGAAGAGGGUAACGGAAAGUUCAAGUGUCCUGGCUGCAGUGUUGCUGUCUGGGUCAACAAGGACGCCGAGGGUAGAGAACACUUCCCUGUCAACUUCGACAGCGACAUUUACAAGGAGGCCGGCAAGCAAAAUGAUGAGGAAGAGAAGAAAGACGACAAGGAAGAGAAGGAAGAGAACAAGGAAUAGACGCGAUACCAGACCAGAGGAGAGAUAUAGAGACACUUACCUCAAGGAACUAGAUAAUGAGACGACAGGAUAGAAUCAAUUAUAUUUCCAGCC
Messenger RNA from Aureobasidium subglaciale EXF-2481, 1942 nucleotides. RefSeq names its product glycoside hydrolase family 13 protein. Gene Ontology annotation, molecular function: hydrolase activity, hydrolyzing O-glycosyl compounds; calcium ion binding. Lineage: Eukaryota; Fungi; Ascomycota; Dothideomycetes; Dothideales; Saccotheciaceae. Gene Ontology annotation, biological process: carbohydrate metabolic process. The transcript is spliced from 3 exons. The coding region runs from base 263 to 1849 and encodes 528 amino acids. The record is from RefSeq and is a predicted model, not a curated record.